AACUUCAACCCUAAACUGUCAAGAUCUCGUUCAGACUCCCCCCACAACAGUUCAGUAACACAUCCGCAAGAAAAUGAAUCCAGAACGUAAUCCCAACCUAAAUCCAAACUUGAGGAAGAUGGAGCCUCUGAUGGAGGCCAUUACGCCGGUGCAACGCAUGUCACCUGCUGGCUUUCGGGAACGUCGCGCCGUUGUGGAAACCUACCGUGGGCCACAGGUAGCUCCGGAUGAUGCCAUGCUCCCCAUGCCGCCACACAACAAGGGUGCGGAUUUUGGCCAGAUGCUGCAGAAUUUGCGACAGCAACUGGCCAUGCCAGGUCUUUGGCAACGCACUUUACGACUCCUGAAGAGGCGUUUUUAGUACAUUUUAAUUAGUUAUUAAUCUUGGGUAAAGAUGCGCCAUUAGAUACUCUAAAUACUCGUAAAUACUCUAUAUACUCUGUACAUUAGUGACACCACAAAAUCAUAGGAAACAUAUGUUCAAGUGUGCUCGAUUUUAGGCUACGCAAAAUAUGUUGUUAAAUAAACAAGUGUUUAUUAGGUGUUUUGAAGCAAA
Drosophila kikkawai is the source of this 556-nucleotide messenger RNA. RefSeq lists its product as uncharacterized. The record is from RefSeq and is a predicted model, not a curated record. Lineage: Eukaryota; Metazoa; Arthropoda; Insecta; Diptera; Drosophilidae.